CAGCACCCUAUCUCAUCAUCACAGAUACAUUCACAGAUAGUGCAUAUUUCCUUUCCCUCAAAAAGGAAAAAAGAUUGUACAUAUUCCCUCACUUUUGUAAGCCUUAGCGAUGGAGUACUCGCCGAAGCUGGCAGUAGUACUGCUCUUAGCUCUCGCGUCCGCCAUGGCGGUCGCGGCCCAGAACUCGCCGCAGGACUUCGUGGACCCCCACAACGCGGCGCGCGCCGACGUCGGCGUCGGGCCGGUGACCUGGGACGACAACGUGGCGGCGUACGCGCAGAACUACGCGGAGCAGCGCCGCGGCGACUGCCAGCUGAUACAUACUCCCGAUGGCCGGCCGUACGGGGAGAACCUCUUCGGAGGCAGCGGGACCCAGUGGACGGCGGCGGACGCCGUGAACUCGUGGGUGUCGGAGAAGCAGUACUACGACCACGGCAGCAACAGCUGCUCGGCCCCGGAGGGCGACUCGUGCGGGCACUACACGCAGGUGGUGUGGCGUGACUCGACGGCCAUCGGCUGCGCCCGCGUCGUCUGCGACAGCAGCGACGACGUGUUCAUCAUCUGCAGCUACAACCCGCCGGGCAACUACGUGGGGCAGAGCCCAUACUAGGGUAUGCAUGCAUGCGUGCAUGUACGUAGCAGCGCGUAUAUUGCAUAAAGAAUAAAGUUGAGAUCACAGUCGUGAUAAGACGUGUGACUAUAGCAGGAGAGAUUCAAGGUAUGUGUUGCGAUUCAUGGAAGUUGUAUUAUAGGUGCUUGCUAUGCAGUGCUUAUGAAUGAAAAUAAAGUUUUAUUA
This is a messenger RNA of Triticum urartu, 796 nucleotides long. The record is from RefSeq and is a predicted model, not a curated record. NCBI's taxonomy places the organism in Eukaryota, Viridiplantae, Streptophyta, Magnoliopsida, Poales, Poaceae.